UCUAUCAAAACAAAUCUAGUGAUCCAAGUUUAACAUUUAUCACAAUAUGUUUUCUUUUCUCAACCCACUGUCGGAGGUUUUUCAGGUGGUUAUCGCUGCCGUGGCCUCUAUAGUCUUCUUAGGUUUAGCAGGUCUAACACUCGCUGCUUCAGCCGCGGCAUUAACCAUAACCUCACCCCUAUUCAUCAUAUUCAGUCCGAUUCUCGUACCAGCCACGAUAGCCACUGCUGUCUUAAUCUCAGGGUUCACGGCGGGCGGCACCCUAGGAGCGAUGGCUGUUGCUCUCAUCAGACGCAGGAUGGGACUAAAGCUGUUUGGAGGAAGUUCGCCAGCCAAAACUCUGUUUUCACUCCAGCCAAAGGUUAACUAUGAAGGAAAUUUUAAAGGAUCUUGGGGAGGAGGUUCAUCACUGCAAGCUAUGUCAAAUUUUAGUUAUGGAGGAACUUGGACUGCAUCUUGGGGAGGAAAAACCUUUACUGGAUCCUUUGGAGAUAAAUCGGCCGGUGGAAGUUCAUCGGCACCCGCAGCAAGUACACCCGCACCAGCAGCUGCACCACCGGCACCCGCAGCAAGUACACCCGCACCCGCAGCGGCACCCGCACCAAAACCCCCGGGGUAAACGGCAUUGGUCGAGCUGUUCCAACUUGUAGCAGAUUUAUAUUGUGUUUAAAUUCAAUAUCCUAUCCAAAAAAACUUUUUAAAAAAUAUAAUAAAAGU
Capsella rubella is the source of this 717-nucleotide messenger RNA. Its product is annotated as oleosin-B2. The coding region runs from base 47 to 619 and encodes 190 amino acids. The transcript is spliced from 2 exons. Lineage: Eukaryota; Viridiplantae; Streptophyta; Magnoliopsida; Brassicales; Brassicaceae. Gene Ontology annotation, cellular component: monolayer-surrounded lipid storage body; membrane; extracellular region. The record is from RefSeq and is a predicted model, not a curated record. Gene Ontology annotation, biological process: lipid storage; sexual reproduction.